Messenger RNA from Odobenus rosmarus divergens (Pacific walrus), 1535 nucleotides. RefSeq names its product myogenic factor 5 (gene MYF5). Gene Ontology annotation, molecular function: protein dimerization activity; RNA polymerase II cis-regulatory region sequence-specific DNA binding; DNA-binding transcription factor activity, RNA polymerase II-specific. Gene Ontology annotation, biological process: regulation of transcription by RNA polymerase II; muscle organ development; positive regulation of myoblast differentiation. Bases 140 to 907 code for a protein of 255 amino acids. The transcript has 3 exons. The record is from RefSeq and is a predicted model, not a curated record. Lineage: Eukaryota; Metazoa; Chordata; Mammalia; Carnivora; Odobenidae.
GUUUGCCCUUGUUAAUUACCGGAGAAACCGACCAGGGAGUUCCGCCCGGGAUUUGCUGGCCCGCAGCGGCGCCAGGCUCCCGUCUCUCCCCUGUAUCUCUCGCUGCUGUCCAGGUGCCCCACUUGCUUCACCGCUAAGAAUGGAAAUGAUGGACGGCUGCCAGUUCUCGCCUUCUGAGUACUUCUGUGAGGGCUCCUGUAUCCCGUCCCCCGAGGGCGAGUUCGGGGAUGAGUUUGAGCCCAGAGGGGCUGCCUUCGGGGCGCACAAACCAGAGCUGCAAGGCUCAGACGAGGACGAGCACGUGCGAGCACCUACAGGCCACCACCAGGCUGGCCACUGUCUCAUGUGGGCUUGCAAAGCAUGCAAGAGAAAGUCUACCACCAUGGAUAGGCGGAAGGCGGCCACCAUGCGCGAGAGGAGACGCCUGAAGAAGGUCAACCAGGCUUUCGAGACGCUCAAGAGGUGCACCACGACCAACCCCAACCAGAGGCUGCCCAAGGUGGAGAUCCUCAGGAAUGCCAUCCGCUACAUCGAGAGCCUGCAGGAGCUGCUGAGGGAGCAGGUGGAGAACUACUAUAGGCUGCCAGGACAGAGCUGCUCUGAGCCCACCAGCCCCACCUCCAACUGCUCCGACGGCAUGCCGGAAUGUAACAGUCCUGUCUGGUCCAGAAAGAGCAGCAGCUUUGACAGCAUCUACUGCCCAGAUGUACCAAAUGUAUAUGCCACAGAUAAAAGCUCCUUAUCCAGCUUGGAUUGUUUAUCCAGCAUAGUGGAUCGAAUCACCAACUCAGAGCAACCUGGAUUGCCUCUCCAGGACCCGGCCUCUCUCUCCCCAGUUGCCAGCACGGAUUCACAGCCUGCAACUCCAGGGGCCUCUAAUUCCAGGCUCAUCUAUCAUGUGCUAUGAACUGAAAAUCUAGUCUAGAUGAGUUCUACGAGGAGGGCCUAUUACACAGGAGGAAGGAAGCCCCAAAAGUUCCAAAGCAAGACAACUUGUAUAUAAAGAUUUCCUUUCAGUUGUAAAUUUGUAAAUAUUAUCUUGCCACUUUAUACGAAAGUGUAUUUAACUAAAAAGUCACCGUUGCAAUUAUACUUUAUUUCUUUUCUGCUCCUCUUCCUCCUUCUUCUUUACCUCCUUAUUCACUUUAGAUAUAUAGUUCCAAUUAUAUUCUUUGUGAUAGGGGGCAAUUCAUUGAAGGUAGCUUGUUGCAAUGCUUAACUUAUAUUUUUUUUAUAAAUAUUGCUUAUCAAAAUAUUAUGUCUGAUGUUAGAUCUUUAUUUUUUUCUUUAAAACAUUAGAACAGCUGGAAAUCAGUUACAGGAAACUUAAAUAUAUUUAACUUUUGUUUUUCUAUUAACGCUUUGGUGAUAUUCUAUUAAGUAAACAUAUAAUGAUACUGCUUAAUGGUAUAUAUUUUGAUCUUUUCUCAUAAGGAAUGCGUCUUUUUAAUGUAAGCACAAAAUAGUACUUUGUGGAUAAUUUCAAGAUAUAAGAAAUUUUGGAAAUUCCACCAUAAAUAAAAUUGUUUAGAUGA